Rhizopus microsporus ATCC 52813 is the source of this 1425-nucleotide messenger RNA. Its product is annotated as aldehyde dehydrogenase ALDH15. The record is from RefSeq and is a predicted model, not a curated record. The transcript has 3 exons. NCBI's taxonomy places the organism in Eukaryota, Fungi, Mucoromycota, Mucoromycetes, Mucorales, Rhizopodaceae. Gene Ontology annotation, molecular function: aldehyde dehydrogenase (NAD+) activity. The annotation marks the transcript as partial.
CUCUUCAUUAACAAUGACUUUGUUCCCGGUCGUGGCCCUUUAAUUGAAACUAUCAAUCCUGCAAAUGAACAGGUUCUCUGCAAGGUUCACUCUGCUGAUGAAAGUGAUGUCAACCUUGCUGUUGACGCUGCUUAUCAAUGUUAUUACACAACCUGGCGCAAGGUCGCUCCUGCUGAACGUGGACGUCUUUUAAACAAGCUUGCUGAUUUAAUGGAGCGCGAUAAGGAUGAACUUGCUACUCUUGAUGCUGUCGAUAACGGUAAAUCCUUCGUCAUUGCUCGUGAUGUUGACGUCACGGAUUCUAUCAACUGCUAUCGUUAUUUCGCUGGUUGGGCUGACAAGAUCCACGGCAAGACAAUUGAUACUACAUUUGAUAAGCUGUGUUAUACUCGUCACGAGCCUCUUGGUGUUGUCGGUGCUGUUAUUCCUUGGAACUAUCCUACGAUGAUGGCUGCAUGGAAGUUUGCUCCUGCCUUGGCAGCCGGUAACUGCAUUGUCAUGAAGUCUUCUGAAGUUACACCAUUGUCUACUUUGAAAUUUGCUGAACUCGUCAAGGAAGCUGGAUUUCCUGCUGGCGUCGUCAAUGUGAUCACAGGUUUUGGACAUACAACGGGUGCUUAUUUGACUACUCAUCCAAAAGUAAGCAAGAUGGCAUUCACAGGCUCAACCUUCACCGGCCGUAAGAUUAUGGAAGCAAGCGCUGGUAGUAAUCUCAAGAAACUUCAACUUGAAUUGGGUGGCAAGUCUGCUCAAAUAGUAUGUGCUGAUGCUGAUCUUGCAAGUGCCGCUUAUUGGGCCUGUGGUGGUAUCUUUAACAAUCACGGACAGAGUUGUAAUGCUGGCUCCCGUAUCUUUGUUCAUGAAUCGGUUCAUGACAAGUUUGUCGAACUUUUCAUUGAAGAAGCCAAGAAGAUCAAGAUUGGUGAUCCCUUUGAUGAAGAUACCUUCCAAGGCCCUCAGAUCAACAAGUCUCAAUUUGAAAAGAUCUUGCACUAUAUCGAGAUCGGCAAAAAGGAAGGAGCCAAGGUAGCUUAUGGUGGAAAGCGUUGGGGUAAAACAGGUUACUACAUUGAACCUACUGUCUUUGUGAACUGCCAUAAUGAUAUGCGUAUCAUGCGAGAAGAAAUCUUUGGCCCUGUUGUUGCCAUUGGCACUUUCAAAGACAUUGAUGAAGCAAUCGAACUUGCUAAUGACUCUGAGUACGGCUUAGCUGGUGGUGUAUAUACCAAAGAUAUCGAUGUUGCUAUCAAAGUAACGAAUGAAGUAAAGGCUGGUACUAUGUGGAUUAACUGCUAUGAUGUAUUUGAUCAAUCUACUCCAUUUGGUGGUUAUAAACAGUCUGGCUUUGGUAAAGAACUUGGUAAAUAUGCCCUUCAAGAAUAUACUCAAGUCAAGGUUGUAAAGCUCUUGAGAACCAAGCUUUAA